AUUGGCCGCUCUCAUCAUCACCGUUUCGAGACCCGUGAUCUGUGGUUAUUCGCUCUUGGUUUUUCACCGACCUCUGUGCACUAGCCAAGAUGCUGAGCGCCGUAGGUCGUGCGUGUUCAUCGGUUCUGAAAACCGUCAAGCCCCCAGUGAGCUUGGCUAAGGCCCAGGCUAUUCAGGGCAAAUGCCUCCCCGCACUUUUCGUCUCGGAUAAGCGCGGAGCCGCUGCCCAGGCUCAGGCCAAGACCGGAUCGAAGGGACGCAUCGUAGCCGUUAUCGGUGCCGUCGUCGACGUCCAGUUUGAUGAUAACCUCCCUUCCAUCCUCAAUGCGCUCGAAGUCGAGGGCCGUAAGCCCCGUCUGGUGCUCGAGGUCGCCCAACAUCUGGGAGAGAGUGUCGUCCGCACCAUCGCCAUGGACGGUACAGAAGGUUUGGUUCGGGGCCACUCAGUCGUCGAUACCUGCUCGCCCAUCACGAUCCCCGUCGGAACCGAAACUCUGGGACGUAUCAUGAACGUCAUCGGAGAGCCCAUUGAUGAGAGGGGACCAAUCGAAGCCAAGAACUUCCUCGGCAUUCACGCCGAUGCUCCCGAGUUCGUCGAUAUGUCCGUCGAACAGGAAAUCCUCGUCACAGGAAUCAAGGUCGUCGACUUGCUCGCGCCCUAUUCCAAGGGAGGAAAGAUCGGUCUUUUCGGAGGUGCCGGUGUCGGCAAAACUGUGCUCAUCAUGGAGCUCAUCAACAACAUCGCCAAGGCCCACGGGGGUUACUCCGUGUUCGCCGGUGUCGGUGAACGUACCCGUGAAGGAAACGAUCUCUACCACGAGAUGAUUGAGGGAGGCGUCAUUUCUCUCAAGGACAAGAGCUCGAAGGUGUCUCUUGUAUACGGUCAGAUGAACGAGCCCCCCGGCGCUCGUGCCCGUGUCGCUCUGACUGGACUCACGGUCGCUGAGUACUUCCGUGACUUCGAAGGUCAGGACGUGUUGCUCUUCAUCGACAACAUUUUCCGCUUCACCCAAGCUGGUUCAGAGGUAUCCGCUCUGCUGGGUCGUAUCCCGUCCGCUGUCGGUUACCAACCCACUCUGGCCACGGACAUGGGUUCCAUGCAGGAGCGUAUCACCACCACAAAGAAGGGAUCCAUCACUUCGGUACAGGCUAUCUACGUACCUGCUGACGAUCUUACGGAUCCUGCUCCAGCCACCACCUUCGCCCAUCUUGACGCCACCACUGUACUUUCGCGUGGUAUCGCCGAGCUUGGUAUCUACCCCGCCGUAGAUCCCCUCGAUUCCACCUCUCGUAUCAUGGACCCCAACGUCGUAGGACAAGAGCACUACGGCAUCGCUCGUGGCGUUCAGAAGAUCCUCCAGGAUUACAAGUCACUCCAAGAUAUCAUUGCCAUCCUGGGUAUGGACGAGUUGUCUGAGGAAGACAAGCUUACCGUCGCCCGUGCCAGAAAGAUCCAGAAGUUCCUCAGCCAGCCUUUCCAGGUCGCUGAGGUCUUCACUGGUCACGCGGGAAAAUUCGUACCCCUCAAGGAAACCAUCUCUGGUUUCGAUAUGAUCCUCAAGGGAGAACUCGAUCAUCUUCCUGAAGUCGCCUUCUACAUGGUUGGUCCUGUUGAAGAAGUCCGCGAGAAGGCUGAGAAGCUCGCCGCUGAAAUCGGCAACUAAUCGGUCGUCGCUUAACAUAAAGCCGAGAUGAAAAAAUCUAGAGUAACAUUCAAUCCAUCAGUCCUGUUCCGGAGCUCAGGGUCGCUUUUUUACCAUCUAAGAGUAUCUUGGCGAGAGCUGAAAAACAGGACCCCGGCUCAGUUAUUGAAUGCAAAGCACAAGGAUAUUUCAGUUAGAAAGCGUUAGGGAUGGCAGAAGGCGCCGAGCAUGUUCUAAAACGACGAGAGACGAAUGAAAGGAAUUGAUGAGAAACAGGUCAAUAAAAGCCCCUUCUGUUUUAACCAUCAGAAA
Molecule: messenger RNA, 1955 nt
Organism: Galendromus occidentalis (western predatory mite)
Lineage: Eukaryota; Metazoa; Arthropoda; Arachnida; Mesostigmata; Phytoseiidae
Gene: ATPsynbeta
Product: ATP synthase, beta subunit
Exons: 3
Coding region: 90-1664 (524 amino acids)
Biological process (GO): proton motive force-driven mitochondrial ATP synthesis; proton transmembrane transport
Cellular component (GO): proton-transporting ATP synthase complex
Molecular function (GO): proton-transporting ATP synthase activity, rotational mechanism; ATP binding; ATP hydrolysis activity
Source: RefSeq, a predicted model, not a curated record